AAUGUGUGUAUGUUGUUAAUGUAUUAUAUAGAGAUAUAUAGUUUUGAAAUUGUGUGUGAAAAAGUUUAAUAGAAUUAAAUUAUUUCAAUUGUGUUUCCUGGUUCAACGCACGUGGACACUUUUCCAAUUCCAAUUGCUCGAGCAGCUCUCUGUAAUGGCAGAUAACCAAAACAUGGCAAACAGAAACCAAUCCUUGCCGCUGAAGAAGUUCAAGCGCGUUGCUAGCAAAGCACUUCGCAUGGAACGCGAACGAUCUGAGCUGGAACUGCAGAUGUUGAACGCAGCUAAACCAAACAAAGUGCUGCGCGAUCCUGAGCCAGAAAUCAAACCAGUGCCGCCGCAGGAGCCAUCGUCGUUGAUGCCGCCUCUCUCACCGAAACGGCAAACACAAGUGAACUUGCGACCCAGCUCACAGCCGCCCAUCUCUCGCAAGGAACAGUCCACAACAUUGGUGACCAGUGCACCAGGACUGUCGAAAGAAAGGCGGCAACAAGACGAUAACGUGCUGGCAAGCCGCGAGCCGGAUGACAAUAUAACACCACGCCGCAAGCCGGACGACAAGAUGCAACCAAGCCUGUUGCCGGAACAGACCAAGCAGCGUCGCCGCUCACCGGACAGCACGCAACAGCGUCAGUUCCAGGACGAGCACGUGCAUCAACGCCGUCCAAACGACGAUUACAUGAGCCAGCGCCGCCCAAAGGACGGCGAUGACCUGCAGCAUCGCCGCCAGGUGAAACAAAUGCACGAGCAUGCACAUCAACACGUUCGAGUUGCCACAGCCGCUGCCGCAGCAGCUGCUGCCACAGUAGUUGCCCAGCUGCGCAAGGACGCAAUCGAUGCCGUUGCCCGCCAACAGGCUCCCUAUAUGCGUAUGGCAGCACUUUCCAGUGCCAGAUCCAAUUCGAGCAACGGUUCGCCAAGUGACCAGCGCCGCGUGAUCCGCAAUUCAAAUUUGCUUAGCUCGGCACUCAGUAUUAUUCGCGAAAUGGAUCCAGCAUUUCUGGAGACACUUUGCUAUGCCAUUCACGAUCAGGUCACCAAGGAUGAUCCCUCGGAGUCGGAGUGAUUUGUUUACAUAUACAUUAUUAUCGAUUCGCCGACAGCGCUCCAUAUAUUUUGUUUAUUUUCUUCGCUUUCGCCAAUUUCAAAAUGGGUUUCAAAAAUUUUUUGUUUUAGUUCCUCCAUUGCUAACGAUUCUAAAAGGAUGCGA
Molecule: messenger RNA, 1210 nt
Organism: Drosophila novamexicana
Lineage: Eukaryota; Metazoa; Arthropoda; Insecta; Diptera; Drosophilidae
Exons: 2
Coding region: 155-1066 (303 amino acids)
Source: RefSeq, a predicted model, not a curated record